Epinephelus lanceolatus (giant grouper) is the source of this 9157-nucleotide messenger RNA. It is a transcript of the gene arhgap35a, whose product is annotated as Rho GTPase activating protein 35a. Gene Ontology annotation, biological process: regulation of axonogenesis; regulation of cell size; Rho protein signal transduction. NCBI's taxonomy places the organism in Eukaryota, Metazoa, Chordata, Actinopteri, Perciformes, Serranidae. The record is from RefSeq and is a predicted model, not a curated record. Gene Ontology annotation, cellular component: cytosol. Gene Ontology annotation, molecular function: GTP binding; GTPase activator activity; GTPase activity.
UGUCUGCUCUGUGUGAACAGGGGAGGAGAUGCUGGAUUCGGGAGAAGGUCCGCCGCCAUUAUUGGGAAGCUGAAAAAAAAUAGACUUAUACACACACCGUCACACAUUUGGGCUGCACGGGGAUCAACGAUAGAAAGGAAAAUACAUCGCUUUGGGACGAGCUGUUGUGCGCUAACAAAGCGGCGCUUCGGUAACUGAAGGUAGAGCUUGUGGUCGCGUUUCAUUACGGACUCUUUUUAUUUUUGACACAACAAAGGAAAUAAUAAUUGGUCAAAACAACGUGGUGCUUGAACCAAGAAGGAAAAAACACACCGAAACAGCGCUUGUUCCAACGCCUCCCCCUUUUUCUCCUCGUUUCCAGCCGUGCUGAAAAGCCUGGAGUUUGAACAGCAUUUUUUUCUUCUUUUUCCUGACGAGAAUUUAGUUGUUUUUUCUGCUCUCCACAGAUAUGCAUCUCGUUCCUGAAAACUUCUGAUUAAAAACGAGCACCCAAUGUGGGAAGCAAUGGACAGAUAGGCUGUUUGUUGUAAAGAAGCGGACAAUAAUCGAUGUGAGUGCUGCUAGGAAGUGUUUUUGUCUGUUUUUUUUAAAGUCUUUCACCGGCUGAGUCGCAGAGGAGCACCCAGAGAAAGAAAGGAGUGGACCAGAGCUGGAGAGAGGGAGGAAUGCUAUGGACCAAACCCCAGCGCAGUGAGCUCCUCUUGCAUGGAAACCCUCCUUUCCUGGCAGCCUUCUCCUCUCCCUAGAGCUAGUGGCCAGCAUGGCAGGAUGAGCCUCUGCCAGCGAUGAUGAUGGCCAAAAAGCAAGAUGUCCGGGCACCCACCUACAACCUGGUCGUGGUUGGGCUGUCCGGCACGGAGAAGGAGAAAGGCCAGUGUGGUGUGGGCAAGUCUUGCCUGUGUAACCGCUUUGUCCGGCCAAGUGCAGAUGACUUCCAUCUAGACCACACCUCCGUUCUCAGCACCAGUGACUUUGGAGGCCGUGUGGUGAACAAUGAUCACUUCCUGUUCUGGGGAGAGGCCGGGCGAAUGCUGGAGGAGGGGCCUGAAUGCCGUAUGAAUGUGGUGGAGCAGACGGAGUUCAUUGAUGAUCAGACGUUCCAGCCACACAGAAGCACGGCGCUCCAGCCGUACAUUAAGAGAGCGGCUUCCACCAAACUGGCUUCGGCUGAGAAGCUGAUGUACUUUUGCACAGACCAGCUGGGACUGGAGCAGGACUUUGAGCAGAAGCAGAUGCCUGAAGGCAAGCUUGUGGUGGAUGGCUUCUUACUCUGUGUGGAUGUUAGCAGGGGUAUGAACCGGAGCUUUGAGGACCAGAUGAAGUUUGUUACCAACCUGUACAACCAGCUAGCCAAAACUAAGAAACCUGUGGUACUGGUUCUCACCAAAUGUGAUGAAGGAGUUGAGCGCUAUAUUAAAGACUCGCACACUUUUGCCCUAGCCAAGAAGAACCUACAGGUGGUAGAAACAUCAGCACGCUCUAAUGUCAACGUUGAUCUAGCCUUUCUUACACUGGUUCAGCUAAUAGACAAGAGUAGGGGAAAGCCCAAGAUCAUCCCUUACUUUGAGGCACUGAAACAGCAGAGUCAACAGAUUGCCUCAGCCAAAGACCGCUAUGAGUGGCUGGUCAACCGAAUUGUGAAGAAUCACAAUGAGACAUGGCCCACUGUCAGUCGCCGCAUGCAGUCUGCCCCUGAGUACAAGGACUAUGUUUUCCUUGAGGGGACAGCUAAAGCCAAGAAGCUCUUCCAGCAGCAUGUGCAUAGACUUAAACAAGAACAUAUAGAGAAACGUAGGAAGGUCUAUCUAAGUACUCUACCACAGGCCUUGUCAGUACUGUUACCAGAGUUGGAUGAGAUAGACCACCUGAGCUGGUCUGGGGUUCAGAAAGUCCUGGAGACAAAGAGAGAUUUCUCCCAGUGGUUUGUAGUGCUAGAUGACACCCCUUGGGAGACCACACCACACAUUGAUAACAUGGAGGAUGAUCGAAUUCCCCAAGACCUCCUGGAGACCCCCGCAGCUGAAUCUAUCUAUGAGACCCACCUGGAGCAGCUAAGGAAUGAGCGCAAACGGGCUGAGAUGAGAUGGGAGUUCAAGGAGAAGCUAAGUGUCUCUCCUUUCAUCACACCAGGGAAACCGUGGGAGGAGGCCCGAAGCUUCAUCAUGAAUGAAGACUUCUACCAGUGGCUGGAUGAGGCUGAAUAUCUGGAUAUCUACAACAAACACCAGAAGGAAAUCAUUGACCGAGCCAAAGAGGACUUUCAGGAGCUGCUUCUUGAAUACUCUGAGCUCUUUUACGAGCUGGAAGUGGAUGCAAAGCCAAGUAAAGAGAAAAUGGGAGCCAUUCAGGAGGUGUUGGGAGAGGAACAAAGGUUUAAAGCCCUACAGAAGCUGCAGGCAGAAAGGGAUGCUCUGGUGUUGAAACAUAUCCACUUUGUGUACCAUCCUACAAAGGACACCUGUCCCAACAGCCCCCACUGUGUGGACAGUAAGAUAGAGCAGAUCCUGGCCUCUAGAUUCCCUACCCGCUACCCAUCAUCAGAUAGUUCAAGACUGGAUUUGGGGAGGGCUGAAAGGAUAAAUCUUGUCAUCUUAGGGAAAGAUGGGCUAGCCAGAGAAAUGGCAAAUGAGAUAAGGGCCUUGUGCACCAGUGACGACCGGUACGUGUUAGAUGGCAAGAUGUAUGAGUUAGCCCUUCGUCCAAUAGAGGGCAAUGUACGUCUGCCAGUCAAUUCAUUCCACACGCCAACCUUUACACCCCAUGGUUGCCUGUGUUUGUACAACUCAAAGGAAUCCCUCUCUUAUGUUGUCGAGAGUUUAGAGAAGCUUAGGGAAUCAACUAUAAGCAGAAGGGAAAGGGAAAACAGCUUAGCCCAACUCCCGCUGUCCCUCCUUCUGGUCACCAAGCGGGGGGUGGGGUCCAUUGGAGACAUUGGAGGGGAGACAGCUCAGACUCUUAUCCAACAAGGGCAGCAGGUGGCUGGAAAGUUGCAGUGUGCCUACCUAGACCCUGCCUCUCCAGGCAUGGGAUACGGUCGCAACGUCAAUGAGAGGCAGAUCAACCAGAUGCUCAAGGGCCUCUUAGAAUCAAGGAGGAGUGUGGGAAGCAGCUCCCCUCCUUUACCCCCUCCAUCCUCUGCUUUCAGAGACUCUCAGUCCCAGCCGAUGCUAGAGGCAGACCUGAGGAUAGUCAUGUGCCUGAUGUGUGGUGACACAUAUGACAUAGACCAGCUCCUUGCUCCCUUCCUGUUACCCCAGCAUUGUCGUCCUGCCUCCAGCCUCAGCAGUGGCACCUCCGUUUUGCUGGAUCUCAGUAUAGGAGGUCAGAGGCAGAAUAUUGAGCUGUCACUGCUCUCCUUUCAUUCCUCAUUCUCGCUCCGCAAGACCAAGCUCGUCCAUGGCUACAUUGCAGUUUACUCUGCUCGCCGCAAGGCCUCUAUGGAGACAUUAUGUGCUUUUCUGUGUGAGGUCCAAGAUAUCAUCCCAGUCCAGUUGCUAGCAGUAGGGGAGAGCCAGAUGGAGCUAUCGGACUCAGAGUCAGCUAAGGAGCAGGUCAGUCAGGGAGAGGAACUGGCCCAUGAAAUAGAGGCCAGGUUUAACACAGUAAUAUGUGGACAUGGUGGGGUAGUGGGGGGCCUUCAUAAGAUAGACCUUUUCCAGUCCUUCUUCAAGGAGGCGGUAGAGAAGCGCACUAUUGUUGAGGCUACACACAUGUAUGACAAUGUGGCAGAGGCAUGUACCAAUGAGAGCAUCAGCCCUCGCUGUGGCUCUCCUAGUCCAGUUAACAUUCUCAUGGACUCAGAGGAUGAUAUCGAACCAUCACCACCUUACCCUACCUUGAGGGAGGAUGGCAGUCUCAGUUCCCACCUGGGAACCUUCAAGCUGCCAGAUCUGGAUUCAAGUGAUACCUUUUCUGUCAUUUCUGAGCUUAGCACCUUUGAGAGCAAGCUGAACAACAAGGUUCCUCCACAAGUGAAGCCCAAGCCUGUCCGUAAGGUUAACCUCGGCCCCUACAUGGACCAGCAGGGUGGCACCAACCGCCGCUCCUUGCCCCAAGCUGUCACCUGGGCUCCAGGUAGCGAUGGUGGCUAUGACCCCUCAGACUACGCAGAGCCCAUGGAUGCUGUGAGCAAACCUCGACCCACAGAGGAGGAGAAUAUCUACUCUGUCCCUCAUGACAGCACACAGGGCAAGAUUAUCACCAUCCGCAACGCAAACAAGGGUCACUCCAACGGGAGUGCUGGGGGGAAUGGCUCAGACAGUGAGGCUGAUAGCAGCUCACUGGAGCGCAGGAGAAAGUUGUCCGCCAUCGGGGUAAAGCCCAAGCUUUACAGAGACCGAUCCAAACGGCUUGGCAAGUUCAGCAGUUUCAGGACGAGCUUCUCAAUAGGCAGUGAUGAUGAGAUGGGCGGUCCACCCAAGGCUAGCCAGGAUGACGGAGGAGCCCAGAAAGACAACUCCAUCGAAGAGAGUGAAGACCCCAAAAGGAGAAAUAUUCUGAAGAGCCUGCGCAGAAAUGCAAAGAAACCACGACCCAAACCCAGGCAUUCCAUCUCGAAGCCCAUCGAGAGCAACUACUUUGGUAUGCCACUGUCCACCGUCGUCACUCCUGAGCGGCCGAUCCCCAUCUUCAUCGAGAAGUGCAUUCGUUUCAUUGAAACAACAGGGUUGAGCACAGAGGGCAUCUACAGGGUCAGCGGGAACAAGGCCGAGAUGGAGAGCAUGCAGCGGGAAUUUGACAAAGAUCACAACCUGGACCUGGUGGAGAAAGACUUCACCAUGAACACAGUAGCCGGAGCCAUGAAGGCCUUCUUCUCUGAGCUACCUGAGCCUCUGGUGCCCUACAGCAUGCAGGGAGAGCUGGUGGAGGCCUUCAAGAUCAACGAUAGGGAGCAGCGCUUCCAGACGAUGAAGGACAUUCUGCGCCGCUUCCCCAAGGAGAAUUACGAGGUCUUCAAAUAUGUCAUCAGCCACUUGAACAAGGUGAGCCAGCACAAUAAGCUGAACCUGAUGACCAGUGAGAACCUGUCCAUCUGUUUCUGGCCCACACUCAUGAGACCAGACUUCACCACCAUGGACGCCCUGACUGCCACCCGCACCUACCAGACAAUCAUCGAGAGCUUCAUCCACCAGUGCGCGUACUUCUUCUACAAUCAGCCUCUGGCCGACGGCCUCCCCGGCUCCCCCACCUCUACGCUCUCCUCUGGGGGCGGAACCUCGGCCUACUCCUGCAUGGCUGGAGGCUACUCAUCCUCACCGACUCCGUCCCCGACUCCCUACGUCCUCCCGGCCACCCCUCCUGUUAUCCCACACUACGGCCCUCCUAUCCACCACCAACACCACCACCACCACCACCAUCAACAUCAGUCCCCACCCCACUCUCCACCUCCUACUCCUCAGUCCCCGAUCCCAGCCCUGCUGCCGCCCUCGCUGCACCCCCAUCACCCCCCUACGGAACAACACACGCUGUGAACCAGGGAUCAAGGGAAAGAGGAAAAAAAAAAAGACUGAUAACGAGAUUCAGAGAGAUUUAAGGGUUUAGAAUAAGAGAUUUUGAAGUUUGGGAAGGAAUUGAAGAUAAAUUGAAACGAGAACAGGAGGUAGGAAGAGAAGUCGGGAGAGAUUGAGUGAGAUGCAGUAUGUACAGGGAGAAACCUACACGUUUGGGAGAAGACAGGGGCGUUUGACCCUCUGUUGCUUUUAGAAAAAUGGACACACACACAAGGAAGAAAAGGGGAACACUGAAGAGCCUCUGAACUGGCAGUAUGAUCUUUCCCCCUCCUCGCCACUUUAUCCCUUUGUCUCUCAGUCUCACUUCAUCUAGACCUGCCCUCCUUGCCUUAUAGAGAACCUACACACAAACACACUAAUGAGUGAGACGUUGCCAGUAACUGUCAAAGGGACUCAGGGAGGGAAAUGGAAGUGAGGUGGAAAGGAGAAUGUGAACUCUUGUUAUGUUGGGAUUACUUCACCACACACACAAACAGACACACACUUGACACAAACACCCAGUGGCCGGUGUGCCUCCGACAACCAUUCUCCUCAAUCGCUUCGCCUCUAACUGCGCUUGGAAAUUUGGUGGACGGCGCCCGUCUUUUUGCAAUCCGACCCACCUACUGUACUGACCUGGGAGGCUGUGGCUGGGACAAAGUGGAGCAGAGAGCAAGUCCUGAACACGUUUGUUUAUUUCGCCACUGUACAGAGGACUUAAGCAAGAAACACGUGUUACCACUCAUCCGACAGGAUGUUCUGUCCUCCGCGACACACGCAUUCCUAUCUAUCAACCCCUCACAGAGCCACACACACGCAGACAAAUUCAGUUUCAGUUGAGGCAGUAUGCCAAGCACAGAAUAAAAAAAAAAUCUCAACCGACCGGAUCUUCUAGGCAGCAAAUUGGAGCAAAGGAUUUUGGGAACAUCGCUUUGCAUUCUGGGAAGGCUCCUCCCAGUCUCCUGUUUGUUCUCUCUCUCUGGGUUUGAACUUCAACCUCAUGCCCUGUCCAUGUAAACACAGUAAUUGGUCUAAAUCUUGAUUCUAUAUUGAGAUUCCUACUGUCCCGAUGCGUUUUUUUAUUCUGUCCCUCAUUUGACAAAAUCUUGGGAAACAGAGAAACCCGGGCCCAUCGCUCAAUGAGUGGCCUUGUCUGUAAGUGUCUGUGUGACUGUCUAUCUGUCUGCGUGUGCAUGUAUCCAUGCCUUUUUGGUUUACCUGAAUUUCCCUGCAUUAGGCAGAUAGUGGGAAUAAUUCUAGUGUUGGACCUUCACCUGUCAUGUCGCUUCUUUCACGCUGUGGUGGUUUUUACGAGCGAGUUCAGUGCUGCAGUUAUCCACAGUGAGGACCUUGUUCAAAAAGCACUUUUCUGAGCACUUUGAAGGCACAUUUUAAAUUGGAGCUGCCAUGACAUGACAGCCACCGUUCACUUUAUUGUCAGUCCGCCCUACUCUCUCUCUCUCUGGGAGCACACCACUGACAUCUAGAGGAAGAAAUGGGUAUCGCAGCCAUAACCUCACAUCCACUACUGCAUGGGCGUAGCACCAUUUUCCUACUGUGGUUUUUGUAGCGUCAGAUUCUCUUCUAGGUGCAAUUGUCAUGAUUUUUCAUCACUGUAUAUCAGGUAAAAUUAACUUUAGAGCUCAUGAAAUGUAAGAGUGUAAAAAUAAGAAACGACGGCAGUUUUAAAUCUGGUACAAAUCAAUGAGAUUAUAUAGAUUCAAGCUCUGUAGCCACAUGUGGUUACAUUGCAGUUGAUUAGACGUGCAGUGAAUAAAAUUGCCUCUCUGUCUUUUGUUGUUAGUUUCCACUUCACCAAAGCACUCAGCCCUUUGCAAAGGAGUACAUGCCGCUUCCCAGACGCCAUAUUUGAGUGGAAGGAAAUGAAGACUUAGGAGAUUGAGGCACAAUGUAGCAUUACAGGCCAGAGAGUAAGAGCUGGAAGCGAGGCUUUUCGCUUUGACAGGCGGGAGGAGAGGCUUUUUAUUGUUGGAAAUAAUUGGUAACCACAGCUCCACGCCUCAGCACGCUGUCCUCUUAGGACACAGCGUCAUGCCUCCAGAAAGGAGACUCAAACCUGCUCUCUGUGGACUUGAAAUAUAAUUUGCAAGAGUGUAACCACUACACCAGACUCCCCCCGCUGUCACUGUUAUGCCACCACAUCCCCCUAGUCAUUCCUAGUCCAAGAGAGACAGUUGGGUCUGGGAGAGACAGCAGACAGAACAGACAGUCCAUUCAUCCGUCUGCAUGACUGGAACGGAGCAUCACAGAAUUCCUCGGCCCAGCCUGCUGUUACCGUAGAAACCAGCGAGAUGGGGCUCGAGGAGAAUUGCUGAGCCCUGAUCGAAGCAGCUUUUGAAGUGUGUGUGUGUGUGUGUGUGUGUGUGUGUGUGUGUGAGAGAGAGAGCUUGAGAAAGUGCGUGUGCAUGUGAACCUAUGUGUGUUAAUGUUAAGCAGAUGCUCGCCAAGGUCACUUAUUCUGUUUGACACUGAAUUGCCUCUCUGCAUGUCUCCGCAGACUGUCCUCUCUGCCCAAAAGGAAAAAGAGAAAAACCUUUUAACCAAUCACUGAACUCCUAAAGGAGCUUUUAUAAGUCUACACUACCUAUUUACCUUGUGUGUGGGUGUAUUUGUGUGUGCGUGUGAUUAGAGGAUAGAGGAAUUAAGAGUGUGUGUUUGGGUGGGUGGGUUUGAGCUAACAUGCUAGCAAGCUGUGCUUGGCAGACGGCCAGACACCAGCGUGAUCCAAAUAAACGUGAAGGAGAGGAAUGCAGUUCUCCUUGCGGUCAUUACCCCGCUGUGUAACCCUGUUAGCUCGUCCAGAUUACACACACUGAUCCUCAGAGAAAGUGUGAGAGAGAUGGGGGAGAUUGGGGAGAGCAAGAGGGAGGGAAGACAGACAGCAAACGGGUGAAUGGGAUCAUUAUUUGGGAGACGGAAGGAGGAAGGAGGGGUGACCACUGGUACUUGUGUGUGAACGCCAGCCAGUGGCGUUGCCUGUGUAUAUCAAUGUGUUAAUACUGAACUGACUGUGAGGCAGCCAAAGACUGUGGAAAAAAGGGUCGAGGGAGAGAUGGGAAGCAAAGUGACAGUUUAGAAGAACAAUUGAAUUAAAAAUGUGACUUUGGUUCAGCGAUAUUAUGUGGCUGCAUUGCUUUUAUUUUUCUAUUUUGUUUUGUUUUGCAACAAUGGUGACAGAUGUCUGUUAAGUUAAAAUGAGAAACAAGCAAAACUAUAUUCAAAUGGUUGUUUAUUGGUAUGUUAGGGGGUCUAACACUUUGCCCUUUAGUCAGUGGUGAUAGAAAAAAAAAGUUUCUUUUUAUGUUUUAUUUUAAUAAUUAAAAAAUACAAAGCAUUUUUUUUUUUUUUAACAAUUUCUUUGUGAACGAUUGAGAGACCAGCCCAGUAUAGUGCAUGAUUUCUUCCCAACCAAGGAAGAGGGCUCCACCACUCUCACUAUUUAAGAGAUGAUUAAAAAAAAUAUUAAGAAAUAAUGGGGGAAAAGAAAAUAAUAAAAAAAUGAAGUACUGUAAAGUGAAAAGAUAACAUCAAACAAAAAAACUGUCAUUAUUUGCUGAGUAUGGUAAUUUGUCUCAAUGGGAAUGGUGUAUACAGCAAGGCCUUAUGUGAUCUGUAUCAUAGUUAAUAAAUCAAAUCUUGUAAAGCUU